Sphenostylis stenocarpa is the source of this 1797-nucleotide messenger RNA. The record is from the annotation of a GenBank genome assembly. NCBI's taxonomy places the organism in Eukaryota, Viridiplantae, Streptophyta, Magnoliopsida, Fabales, Fabaceae.
AUGGUGACCGCGGCGGCGUUCUUUUCUCGCCUCCGCCGCGCUCGGUCUUCCUCCUCCCUCUCUCUCCUAUAUUUUCCACGUGUCGUCUCCUCUCAACGCCCUUUUCCAGUUCCCGCUCCCGCCUUAUCUCCCUCUCCAACCCUUGCUUUUCUCGACGCGUUCCGCUCACGCGCUUUCUCCACUCGCUCUUCCGACGACCGCGAAUCGGAGUUGAACUCGUUAGGUGUCGACUCGCUGGUUAACUCGGAGUUUCUGAAAGUGAUCACGGAUACCGGUGGCGGCGGUGAAGACGACGCCAUUUUCCCCGUUCGCGCGCUCAUUUCGAUUCUCGAUUCGUUCCACGAGCUUUCUGGAUUUCCUUGGUGGUUAACUAUAGUUUCUUCUACUCUAGCUCUCAGAAUUGCUAUUCUUUUUCCUCUGGUUUUAACACUUCACAAGCUGAAAACGAUUGGAGAGUUUUUUCCUAAAUGUGAGUAUCAUAUGCAUUACUCGGAUUAUGCCUCCUCCAUUCCCACCACCUUUCUCAGGAAAGAGUUAUAUUCGUCAGUUUCUAUUCUUCCAGAAGAAGAGAAAAGCGAUUGGAUGCCCCUCUUAUUUGUGGCCGUUGGUACCAUUCAUUGUACAGCCAAAAGCAGCCUCCUACUAGGAAAGCUGUUUUGUGACAAGGAUGAACGAAAUUCACAUGUUCCGUGCUUUUUCCUGUGGAUGAUUAGCAUAAGGAAGAUGUCACUGAAUGGUUACCCUGGUUUUGAUUGUGGCGGUGCUUUAUGGUUCCAGAAUUUAACAGAACUCUCUCACGGUUAUUCAGGGUUCAUCUUUCCUUUUCUGAUUGCUGGUUUGCACUACAUCAAUGUUCAGAGAUCCUUUGGGAAACCUGUGGUUGCAGAGACAAGGGGUAUUUUUGACUUAUUAGCCAAAUAUUAUAAGCGAUACUUGGACUUUCUAACAUUGCCUAUUGCUUUCAUGGGCUUUUGCAUUCCUCAGGGGAGCCAACUCUAUUGGGUUACCAAUAGUUCUCUUACCCUCAUUCAGCACAUAACCCUUACACAUCCUUCUGUCCUUGCAAUGUUGGGGUUACAAGACAAGAAUAGUCAAAAGGUAGCUUCUGAGAAAAUUAGUGCUUCUAAAACAGCUCCUUCAAUAGGGUUACAAGAUAAUAUUCCAACAGCAGCUAUCAAGGGAACUGUUUCUCCAGAAAAAAGUCCUCUGAGUUCACCUGAAAAAUGGCAUAGAAUACCUAUAGAGGAGAUGUCCCCUAAAGAACUGACUACUCUUGCAGUCCCAUUUCUAUCCAGUGAGGAUAAAGAAAGUGCAAUUCCCUUACUAAAACUAGCCCUUGAGAAGGACCCUGAAUAUGUUCGAGCUUUAGUAUUGAUGGGACGGAUUCUAUUACUAAAGCAUGUGAAUGAUGAAGCUAAAGAGUACUUUGAGCGUGCAAUAUCAAAACUUUCUUUUGCUGGAUAUCCAACUGAUGCGGAAGAACUGGAUCUUUUGAUUCUUUCAUCCCAGUGGGCUGGAAUUGCCUGCGAACGACAGGGAAAGAGGGACGAAGGACGGGCACACUUUGAAAGAGUAGCAAAUAUGGAGGAGCCAGAAGAUCCUACAAGCAAAGGCUAUUAUUUUGAUGGGUUACUCUUGCUUGCCAGCACUCUAUUUGAUGCGGGACAAAAGGCCGAAGCCGCGAAGUACCUACGUCUUGUUGUUGCUCGUAAACCUGCUUAUAAAAAAUUCUUGGACCAGUGUGAACAAGAUGAUGAUAUUGCGAGUGAUGUUGCCCGUAGUAGGAGAGAAUACUAA